This is a messenger RNA of Scomber scombrus (Atlantic mackerel), 13487 nucleotides long. RefSeq names its product trinucleotide repeat containing 18 (gene tnrc18). The coding region runs from base 270 to 9692 and encodes 3140 amino acids. Lineage: Eukaryota; Metazoa; Chordata; Actinopteri; Scombriformes; Scombridae. The transcript has 30 exons. Gene Ontology annotation, molecular function: chromatin binding. The record is from RefSeq and is a predicted model, not a curated record.
CUCCCCCCUGUUAUCCCCCAGUUUACCUUCGGACGAGCCUGUAAUGGACUCCUCCAGUUCUCCCAGCAACCUGGACGGAUUUUGAGAAUCGUUUGCAUUUUUAGCUCCUUCCUCAGAUUUCCUCCUCUUUCAAGUCAGCAGGAUGGCUGAAAAGGAGCCCGAAUCGCCUGGAAAACUAAAGACAUUAUUAUAGCCAGUAUUGGCUCUUUCGGAAUAGGGGGCCUAUCCGAACGGACAAUUUCUUUUCUCAACUUUCCCCGCUGUGGAUAAUGGAUGGCAGAGAUUUUGGACCUCCCCGAUCCGUCCACGUACCACCUCCGCUGUUGGCGGGGCUCGCGAUGGAGUCACACCGACUCGGAGCAGCAGCAGCAGCCGGGAGGAUCCCUCCCUCACCCGGUCACUUGGGCGCGAGUCAUCCGCCGCCUCUCCACUCCGGAAAAUUCAUGCCAUCGGCCAUUAACCUACAUCCACACCACAGUGAUGCCUUCCCGACAGGCUCCAGUCCCUUCCUGUCAGGUUUUCCGGGCCCAUCCCCCUUGACCUCAGACCCCGCAUACAGAUCGGCCAACCCCAGCAGUCUGCAGAUGGCGCAGCUCUGGGCUUCACAUGCUCAUGAAGGCUACCCUCCUCUGCCGAGCAGCCUGUACUCCAGCCCCUACCUGUCCCUGGGGCACCUGGACCCUCCCUCACUCUCCCAGCACCCCCUCUACGAGUCUCACAAAGAGAGUUUUUACCUGCCGGCCUCUUUGAGCCACCCCCCAUCUGCUCCCCCGACCGCCCCGUCCAGCUCCACACCCCCUCAAAGGACGUCCCGAGACGGGGGCAGGGACAGGGACAGGCCUUACCGAGGGGAGAGGGAGAGAGAGCGGGACAGAGAGAGGGAGCGGGAGCGGUUGAGAGAGGAGCAACGGCCGCACAGCGUGGUGGACCUGACGCAGGACGGGAGGAGUGAGGAGGAUCGCAGGACGAGGAGCGGCGACCGGGAACGAGAGAAAGAGAGGGAGAGGGAGCGGGACAUGGAGAGAGAAAGCUGGUCCUUCCAUCAUCAUCAUCAUCAUCACCACCACCAGCAGCAGCAGCAGCAGCAGCAGCAGCAUCAGCAGCAGCAGCAGCAGAAGUCACACUCCCACUCGUCCACAGUGGAGCCCAGGUCCAGACCGUCACCUACACAGCCCUUCCUCCCUCCAGGUGGGGGCGGAGGUGUGGGCAGGUUCCUCGGACCAGAAACAGACAGAGGGGGUCGGGAGGAAGAGAGUGGCUCCCGACCCCACCAUAACUCUAACGCUAACUCAAACAACUCACACUCUCACUCAGACAGACAAAGGAGGAACGACUCUGUGGCCACGGCAGCUGGGACGCUCCACGUCUCCUACGCCCUUCCUCCCGCGCUACAGCCCUCCACCGCUGCUCUGCCUCAACCCCCCACGCCCAGAGAUUCUAUCAGAGAGCAGCGAGUCAGCGCACCGACAUAUGUGCCUUCUGUGGAGGUUUACGACGAGCGGGCCGGGCCUAUCCAGAUCGCCUCGCAGGCCCGCGACAACAAACACAGAGAAAGGGAACGGGAAAGAGAGCGCGAACGGGAACGGGACAGAGACCGGGAACGGGAGCGAGACAGAGACAGAGACAGAGACAGGGAGAGGGACAGAGACAGGGAGAGGGAGAGGGAGAGCUACAGGUUUCCUGAGAGGAGCCUGAUAGAACAUCCUCGACUCUCCCAGUCUGGCGAUUCAGGCAAUCAAAGAGAGGAAGGUUCUGUCAUUUGUUCCAAUGGUUCUAUUGGUAAACGAGGUCAGGACGCGUCUUACUCGUCCAGUCAAUCACGGUUCAGUCCAGACGCCAGGGACAUGUCUAAACACUCGCUUCGAUUGGGCAUAGAACGGCCGGGGGCGGAGACUAAGUGGAACACCAUCAGCCCAAUGGCCAACUACGCCACGAGUCACAUGGCUGCCCUUGCAGCCCAACACGGACACACACUCUCCUCCCCCCACAGCCAGCCGACACACACACAAAUGUCCCACUCCCCUCACACAGCCCACCGGCCCAACAACCACCCCCCCCACUCCCACAGCCAUUCCCCACAAACACACCCCUCCCAACACGGACACGGGCGUGCAGGUGAGGAGGGGAGUCAGAGACGCUACCUGGACCCGUCUGCGCUUUACCGACCAGGAGGGUCCAGUGGCGGGGAGCGAGGCGGGGAGCGAGGUGGGGGGGGCAGCAGCUCAGACCCCACAGAGGUUUCAGCCAUGCAGAGUCUGAUUAAAUACAGUGGAAACUUCGCUGCCGAAGGUCCCGGAUCCUCCAGGCUCGCCGCAGACAACCGAGGGCCCUUCGGCGGUCUAGGUAGCAUCAGAAUGGACGCUGAAGGAGAGAGAGAGAGAGAAAAGGAAAGAGAGCGGGAGAGAGAAAGAGAGAGGGAGAGAGACAGGGAAAGGUUAGCGGUAGGGUCAGGCGGGUCCGGGGCGUUGAGGGUGCCCCCGCAGCUGAAGAGAGAGCAGGAGCGGCCGGACAGCGCCCGCUCGUUCGGUCGGGAGGGGGAGGGCGAGGUGCGCCACCCUCCGGUCGGCAUCGCCGUGGCCGUGGCCCGGCAGAGAGACAGCAGCAGCACCAGCAAACAGAACAGCGGACCCUCAGACACACAGAGACCCCUGCUGCAAACUGCUAUUAAAGAUGAGGAGCGAGGUGAGGAUCGUGCGCGCCACCAUGAAGACAGACUGCUUGCAGGCCGGCUCGAACGUGAGCAGGAGAAAGUGCUCAGAGAGUCCAAGGAGCUGGCAGAGUUUACCCAGAUGCACCCUGCCCCACUCUCUAGCGGCCUGACACCCAGUAUGAUGACACCCAGCCUCAUGACCCCCAACCUUAUGGUGACAGGAGGGGCUGCCCUGGCAGGGGCGGGACGCUGGCCUCCCGACCCUUCAACUCUGACCUCUCACCAUUGGAUGCCCCGGCCUGGAGCCCCUCCAGUCUGGCUCUCCAGCUCACCAUACAGCCUUGGUCCUUCUUCAAUGCACCAGACCCUCCCCCAUGGCUACCCACCCUCUCUGCCAGGCUCCAUACCCCCUCCCUACCAGUUUGCCAGGGACCCACAGUCUGGACAGCUAAUAGUCAUCCCUACUGAACACCUGCCACACUACGCAGGUGAUGUGCUGGAGCGCGGAGCCCCGGUGUGGUCGGGGAUGUACGGUACAGGCAGCUCGCUGCAGCACGCAGCCCAGCUCCAGCUCCUCUCCCAGCAGCAGAUGCUCCGACAACAGGAGCUGCUCAUGAUCCAGCAGCACACAGCGCAGGUCCUGGAGCUGCAGAGGAACGCACAGCUAGUCGAGCGUUUGAAGGCCAGCGAGCACCGGUCGGAGAUAGAAGACAAAGCAGACAAGCGGAACGCCGACCCCAAACCCCGCCCCUCCUCCAUAUCUUCCCCGUCUCCCUCGCCCGUCCUGCACCCUCGCAAGCCUCCCCCUUCGUCUCGCUCGCCAACCCCCUCUACGUCCUCCCUCACCCCGCUGCCUCCGCUCCCCUCGCCGGUGACCACGCUCAAGUCAGAGGAGGGGGCGCAGAGAACGUUGUCUCACCCACCGACGCCCCUGCCUCACCCGCCAUCCCCCCGCUCAGCCUCGCCGCCCCCGUCCUCGCCGCGGCGGCCUAAACAGGAGGCGGCCGAGGAGGGGGAGGUGGUGGGGAGGAGGGAGCAGAGAGAGGGGCAGAAGCCGGCCUCUGCGCCCUUUCAAGGCCUCUACUCUGAUGUCCCUCCAGGUUACCCUUACCAGUCCAUCACUGCCCCAUUCGGCUCACCUUUCCCUCCGUAUCACAUCCCAACACCCACAGCGGCAAACACUGAAGUCGUCCCGCCUCAUCGCUCCCGAUCUCCGGCCUCUCCUGUCCCUUUACCGUCAGCCCACCUCCAUUCAAGGCUGCUGGACGCAGACAUCAAGCCACAGAAACUCGAGGCAUCAAAGACGGGGUCUUUCCUCAAACAGGAACCCGGCUUGGAACAGCAUCAGCUGGACAUGACGCCAGAACCUCUGGGUCCUCUUCGUCGGAGCCACAGCCCAGUCCGAACCAGCCAGGACAGAGAGGAAGACAGGGAAGCCCAGAAGCCUCAGCCGCUAGCUCUGCACGCGCCCAGUCCUCCACCACAGCAAGGCAAGAGACUGGAAGAAGUCAGAAAGGAUGAGAAGGAAGGAGGGCAAAUCAAAAUGGAAGUGUCAUCUUACUCAUGUCAGGCAGCGUAUCCUCUCCCUCCUCCACUGGCAGGAGCCGAGCCGAAAGCAGAGGUCAUCAAGGAACCGGAGCGAACGCGAUACCCAUCAUGCAUCAUUACAGACUCUGACAGCCAGGAAUCAGCUCCGAUGUGUGGGUCACUCGAGCAAGCCGCCAGCGUGCUCUGUGAACCACCACGGUCAGACACUCCAAUACGCUCACACACUCCCAACCAGAAAGAAAUCGCCACCGAAACUCCCGUUUACCCUCCCUCCUCCGACUCUCCGCUCCCACUUCUCAUUGGUCCUGAGGAUCCCAUGGCAGGGAUGCUCGCCCUGUUGACAGCCAGCGAGAUGGCUCAGGCCGGCCGCCGCAGCCCGCCCGCCCCAACGCUCAUACCGCAGACCGAAGACCUUCCUUUGGGUGCAGACUGCUACAGCGCCGGACCCCUGGAGAUGGUGGCGUUGGAGGGGAUGGCACUGCUCAGCCAGAUGGCCCAGCGAGAGAGAGAGAGCAUCAGCCUGGAGCAAGAUUUGGCAUUAGAGGGUCUGGAUUGUCUUCUUGAAGCAAGUAGACAAAUUCUGUUGGAGGCCAUAGAGAAACAAUCCCACAUUGAUCUGCCCAGAACGCUGGACCCCAACAAGAAGUACAGCUGGAGGCAGAGGAAGGAGGAGCCGCAACUGUUCAGUAAAAUGUCUCUGGACGUGUUGGACGCAGUGGAAGUGGAAUACCGCGUUAGCCUGGCCGAGCUGCAGAAGACAUAUAAGGAGAAGCAGAGAGAGAUGAGCAAGCUGCAGAGACGCAGAGACAAGCGUGAGCGGCAGCAGCAGGAGGAUGAGAGGCGGAGUCUGACCCGACGGGGCAGAGGACGACCCAGAAAGAGGAAACACUUGGCCACGCCUCCCAAACUGGACAGCAGGCCUGGAAAGGUGGGUAGGACGGUGCAAUACUCUGAGGAUUCUGAAGCUGGCGAAGGGCAGAGGAAGAAGUUUCGGGUGUCCAGAGAAGAAGAGGAGACAGAGGUGGGAAGUGGAGGAGUGAAGAUGAAAAAGAAGAAAAAGAAAAAGAAGAGCUGGAACGACCAGGAGCCGUCCACGAGUCACCCUCUGGAGGUGUUGAAGGCGAAGCGCGGCCACGUGUGCGAACAGGAGCAGCUGGCGUCGGACUUGGACAGGGCGCUCUCGCUCUCGCAGCUCAGCUCGCUCGGCACGCCUCACAAGCUCAGCUCCAACUCGAAGGCGGACCGGCCGAAGGGCAAGUCCGCCGAGAGUCGGAUGAAGGAGCGAGGCGUCCACUCGUCCGCCAAAGGUGGGAAACACAAGAUGGCCGCCAAGGCUUCGGCUUCAGAGACCGUGCGGAAGGUGAAAGGUCAGAAGAAGGCCUCUUUGUUCUCUCCCAUGAGAUCAGAGCUCAGCAGCUGCUCCAACAACUCCGAUUCAGAGGAGCACAAUUCUGCUCGAGGGGGCUGGCCCCCUCUCUCAGGGACACGUUCCCACGGCAACCUGACCAGGAAGAGGCGGUCCGCGUCGUCGCCGACAUCCCUGCUUUCCAGUCAGAAGUCUCAGAAGAAGAAACACAAGCACUUAUCCCUGCUGCUGGAGGAAGCGGGCCUCAGCUCCUCCGACGACUCCUUCGACCAAGAAACCUCUGAGGACGAUGAUGAGGAUGAAGACAACGAGGAGGAGUCCGAUUCGGAGGACGGUGGCUGCGAGGAGAGCGGUCUGGGUAUGUUGGCCAGGUUUGCGGCUAGUGCGCUCCCUGUCAGCUCUGCACCUUUGAGCCUCCUCCAUGACGGCAAACACCGCAGCAGGCAAAGCACUCUGGGUUCGUCAGAGUGCGAGUGGUCAGACUCUGGCUCGGACCUGCGGCUGAGAAAGUUCCCGUCUCUGCUGCACGGCAAACGCUCGGCCCCUGAGCUCCCUUUGUUGCCCCCAGCAACCCGCCGCAUCGACCAGACCAGCCCCACCAAGCGAGAUGAAACGCUGCCGGUCAAACAAAAGCCUCUGACCAAACCGCGCCCCUCUCCCCGGUCGCCUCGGAGAUUCAGCUUCGACCUCGCCAGCAGCUCCGGGUUCGGGGGCUUCAGCGAAGACGAGGGCUGGAACCGACGACGCAGCGAGAGGAUAUUCCUCCACGACGCCACCACCUCAGCCAGUCAGAUGCCCGUGUCAACCUCUGCUUCCACCAGUCAGAGCUCCACCUCCUCUUCCUCCUCCUCCUCCAGCUCAGCCCCUCCUCUCACCCCAAAGCCCACCUCUAGACCCAAACCCACUCCGCCCAGCAGAGAGGUGAAAGAUUUGGUGAAAAAAAAGAAGCUGAAGGACUCUCCUCUGCCUGUGAGCCCGUCCACUCUGUGCAGUCCAAUCACAGACAGCCCCGUGUCUCUGAGCCUUAGCCCGGCACGCAAGAGCCAACCGAAAGCCAAGACCAAGGCCAGAGAGCCUUCCAGGGGAGCGGUGAGCCGUCUGAUGGAGAGCAUGGCGGCGGACGAAGAUUUUGAGCCCAACCAGGACAGCAGCUUCAGCGAAGACGAGCUCCUCCCGCCGCGCAGCAACAGCGUAUCGGAGAGGUCCUCGACACCUGCUCCAGUGCAGUGUGUGCUGGAUAAAGACUCUCUGGUGGACGGACUCAGAGUUUUGAUCCCGAUGGACGACCAGCUUCUGUACGCGGGACAUGUGAACACUGUACACUCACCUGACAUAUACAGCGUGGUGGUGGAGGGCGAGAGAGGGAACCGACCACACAUCUACUGCUUGGAACAACUGCUGCAGGAGGCUAUCAUCGAUGUGAAGCCUCCAUCCGUGCGCUAUCUCCCAGAGGGCACCCGCAUCGCUGCAUACUGGAGCCAGCAGUACCGCUGCCUUUACCCCGGCACCGUCGUCAACGGAAGUUCAGAUGUGGACGAGAACGAUGAUCUCAUCACGGUGGAGUUCGACGAUGGCGACACGGGCCGCAUCCCUCUCUCCCACAUCAGACUGCUGCCGCCAGACUACAAGAUCCACUGCGCUGAGCCGUCCCCUGCUCUGCUCGUGGCCAGCUGCUCCAGGAGGAGAGUCCGCAAAUGCAGCAAAGAGGGCAAAGAGGCAGGAACCAAGCCAGAGGAGACUCCUAAGAUCAAAGGAAAACCUGGACGCAAACCCAAACCCAAACCAGAGACCUCCGCGAACCCAGAUGGCCGAGACAAAGCUGAUCCUCCGUCUUCCUCCGCCCAGCCCUCGGAGAGACCCCAGGCUGCCACCAAACCCGCUCAGGACAGGACUUCCUCGGUCCAGAAAGUGGCUCAAGAGAAACCCCGUCCUGCGUCCCGCCCAUCAAUGGGAACCCAGGCGAAACCGGGCCGCAAGAGCUCCACCACGUCCCCCGCAAGCAGCCCCACCCUCCCCUCUCCUGUCCCUAGGAAGAGCACUUCAGUCCAGUCUCCUGCUCCUAAACCAGCCCGCACCCUCGCUCCCUCUCUGUACCCCUCCACCUAUGGGAAGGUCCUGACUGUGGACCUGUACAGCGAGCCCAACCUCAGCUCCUACAACAGCCAGCGCAGAGAGAGAGAGAACAACUGCAGCGUCAGUCCCACCACCAGCAGACCCAUGUCCAGACCCGGUAUGACAUCAUCUACUACACCAAAACCCAACGCUUCAUCUACGCCGAGACCCUCAUCUGCCUCCACCUCCAAAAACAAAUCCUCCUCAGACCAUCACAGCAGCUCCAGACCCAGCCUCAGCUCCGGACUCAUACCCAGCCCCAUCUCCAGGAUGUCGACAAGCAAAUCCGGCUCUUCUCUGACCCCCAGACCGUCAUCGUCGUCGUCACUCUCAUCGUCAUCAUCUGCCUCCAGGCCCAAACUAAAGAUGCCGUCCGACCAGCUGUCCUCUAGAUCCAGCUCCAUCUCCAGGCCCAAGUCCAGCUCGGGGCAGAGUGACAUCGGCUCCGUGGUGAGACGGAAGCCUCCGUCCGCAGAGCCCCUCGUGAAGCUCGACCACGAAGGCGUGACAUCUCCGAAAACCAAGAAGACCAAGGCUCUGAUGUUGCUGGAGGGUCGAGGGGUCCGGCGAGAUCACACCCCCAUCGCCACGCCCACGUCAGCGUCCAAUCAAAAGCUGCUGAAAGCUAAGCCGAGAGCUCCGGACAGAGAGACCGGCCUGCCAGAGAAAGACUACAAAGCAUCGAUGGCGGCUAAAGAGAAAGCGGAAAACCGCGGGAGUGGCGGUAGAGGGCAGGAGGUGGACACGAGGGAGGAGAAGGGUAAGAAAGAGGAGAGAAAGGAGGUGGAGAAGAGAGAGAAGAGAAAGAUGAAAGUGGAGUCUCAGAGCAGCAGCAGCUCAGAGUCGGAGGAAGAAGCGGAGAAAGGGAAAAUGAAGCAAAAGAAGAAAUGCACCUCCAGCUGCUCUUCCUCUUCUUCAUCCUGCUCUGGUUCCUCCUCGUCCUCUUCGUCGUCCUCGUCUUCAUCGUCGUCGUCAUCCACCGAUGACUCGUCCUGCAGCUCAGAUGAAGAGAGGACCCCUACUCCUCCGCCGGGCCCCGUCUCACUGCCUCCGGCACAAGACAAGCCGAAGGAGGAGACGAAAGAAGACAACGACGAUGAAGAAGAAGAAGAGGAGGAAGAAGAGGAGGUGAAAAAGGAGGUGGAUGUAAAAGUGGAGGAAGAUGAAGAAGAAGAUGAAGAAGAAGAAGAAGAGACGUCUCCUCUCUCUAGAUCUCCCUCUCCUUCGACAUCCCCGACUCCUGCUGCUCCUGCUCCGGCCAAACCUGCUAAACCAGCCACCGGGAAGGGCUCCGGGCAAAGGGGUCGCCCUCCGAAACCCAAGCCCAGCGGAGGAGAGGGGAAGGUGGGGAGACCGAAGCGGAGAGAAGGGGUUCACCUCCCUACGACCAAGGAGCUGGCCAAACGCCAGAGGCUUCCCAGUGUGGAGAACAGGCCCAAAAUUUCAGCUUUCCUCCCAGCCAGACAGCUCUGGAAGUGGUUUGGGAAACCCACUCAGAGACGUGGUAUGAAGGGCAAGGCCAAGAAGCUUUUCUACAAAGCCAUUGUACGCGGCAGAGAGAUGAUCCGCAUCGGUGACUGUGCCGUGUUCCUGUCGGCCGGGCGGCCCAACCUGCCCUUCAUCGGCCGUAUCCAGAGCAUGUGGGAGUCCUGGGGCAGCAACAUGGUGGUCAGGGUCAACUGGUUCUAUCAUCCAGAGGAGACAAACCCCGGCAAGAAACUCACUGACAAGAAGAACUGGGAUCAGAUGUGUGGCCAGUCUUUACCAGCAGCUCUGCAAUCCUCUAUUCAGAGGAAAGACUUCAUGGAGCGAGCCCUGUACCAGUCGUCCCACAGCGACGAGAACGACGUGCAGACGGUCAGUCACAAGUGCCUGGUGGUGAGCGUGGAGGAGUACGAGCAGAUGACCCACACGCGCCGCUACGCCGACAGCGAAGACCUCUACUACCUGGCCGGCACCUACGAACCCACUACGGGCAUGAUCUUCAACACCGACGGAGUCCCGGUCAUCUGCUGAAACCACCGAACUCCAAACCCAGCCCAGAGAGCCUCUCCGGAAAAAACCAAAAUAGUGACACGACACGACGACUUUUCAGACCGCGCUCGGAGUCAAAGCCGACACGCGGUUCUUCCCCAUCCCUCAUCCCCCUCCCCCCCAAGUCUAAUCACUGCUCUUCACUCAUGAUGGAUCUUUCACCCACCAUGACUCUAACAGCAUGAUACACUUCAAACAGACUGUCAUGAACAGCUACUACUACAGAGACGGGAGACACUACAGACAGUAUUAUAAAGGAACCUGAACGUCUCCUGAAACAUUUGCACACACAGACUCCAUUUCAACACAAAGACUGUUAAAUGUGCUCGUGUUCACGGGAAAGAUUCAGAGCACACGUGAGCACUUCAGUCUCCUUUUUACAUGGAAAUAUAACCGGCAUAAAAAAAACACGUGUACACCCACACCUGCACAGACACAUGUAAAUACUCACCCCUCCCCCACGUAACACACACACACACACACACACACACUUAUAUAGAGGAAAAUAUGAGUGUUUUAUUUUCAUGUAAUAGAUUUAUGUCAGAGUACUUUUUACUAAAGAGGUAACAGUCGAGAAGCUUUAAUGAACUGUGAAUGAUGAUACAGGAGAGAGGCCGGCGUUGCGUGCGCGCCAGGAGAUGUGAUGUUGUGAUUAUGAUGUUGCCGUGGUGAUGUUACAGUCAUGUUACAGUCAUAUAAAAAAAAAAGUCAUGUUACAGUCAUAUAAAUGUAUCUACAGAACAGCAGGAGCGACAGACGCAUAGAGAGAAAGAGACGCACAGAGAAAAGAGAGAGUGAGAGGGGUAGAGACUCCUUCCGUUGCUGUCCAACAUAGAGCACUUAAAAAAAAAAAGAAAACACUUAAAGUCUAUCCUCCUUUAAUUUAACCCCCUACCCCCCUCCUCAAUUCCCCUUGACAAUCCUAACCUCGGGGAGGCAGCCUGUCCGUGCGCUACUAAAACUUCUGACUCCCUCAGAGACUCAGGCUAAAGAGAGAGGAAGGAAUCUUGUACUAUUUAAAAGCACUUCCCAUUUUCAUCUUUGAGUUCCUUCUCUUAAAGGAAAAAUCCACCCUAAAAAAAACACUUAAACACUAUGAUUUAAAAAAAAAAAAAAAAAAAAAAGAUGAUGCUGUUGAUGAGUCUUGUGAUUUGUCCGUUUUGCACUGAGGUCGAACAACUAUACAGAGAAAAAUAGACCCUAGAGUUUUUUCACCUGGCAGAAGCAUCAAUAUGAAGAUUCUGGAUGGUGUUGAAAAGCAUUCUGGGAAAUGUACAGACAGUUUUUGACAGAUAAUACAUCACUUCAUCACAAACUAACUCCAGUAACACAAGCUGAUAUAUUAACAGUGAAGGUGGAUUUUUCCUUUCUCUUUAAAAAAAAAAGGUGUUUUCAGGGUUGUAAACGCUGCAGUCGAGUCUAAGACGCAUCAAGGUGGUGGCACCGAUGCUCAGUAUGAAUCUGCCAGCACUGAUUAAAUCAGUAUCAUUCAAUUUUAACAGUCUUCUUUCACAGUUUGGCUGCAGUGUUUGCAACCUUUGUGUCCUGUGUUAAUGUUAUUUUGUUUUUUCUCUUUUGCUUCUGCUGUUUUAUGGACGUUACCCCCCCCCCCCCCCCUUUUGAUCACAUUUCUACCCUCCAAGCGAUCAGUUGUAUUUGACAUGAGUGCACUUUGAAUAAGCUCCGCUGCAGAGGAGACUCUGCGACUGGGAGGUCUCCUACGUCUUCCUAGAGUAUUUACUUAAAAAACCCUUCCUCCCAUCGCGUUCGCCGCCUCUCCUCUGCACACCAGCGAUGCCCUCCCCUCCCACCGUAGACGCAGAGAAACAGACCACGUCCCUUUUUCACGCGUUCUGCUUUUUCGGCUUUCUUUUAGCUGCUUAUGAAAUGGUUUCUAUGUGCCUAGUUUGACCGUUUUCAAUUUUUUAUAGGGUGAGACUGUUGAAUGUUGUGCUCAGGGUUGUGAGCGUUUUGGGGCGGCCUUACUCUCCCAGGCCUUAUGAUGAUGAUUCGCCAAAUCUCUCUUAGGUCCCGCCCUCCUAGCCCCCACCAUUAUAAAGGUGCCAAGGAGGAAUCUGAUUGGUAUUCUACCCAGUCUGCUGACGUGGGGAAACACCUGUCUUGAUUUGUAGUUAAAAUAAGCCCCGGUAUAUUGUGUAUAGUGCGUGUAUCAGAUAUAUCAGCAUCUAUAUGCAGUAUGUGCUGUAUGUAGUAUACUCUAUAUCUGUGAAUUAUCAUGUUGAUUUUACUUGUAUGUUUCUUACCAUGUUGCCCUCUCUCUGCCUCGCCGCAGAGAUUGCAGAUUGUCUUGUUGAUAUUCAAUAGGUUUAAUAUUUUCUACUCUCUCUCGAGAUCUUUUGGUUUUGUCAGAUUUUUUUAAAUUUUUUUAUUAUUUCUACUCACUCUGAGGUGGCCGAGUGACAUCUGGAGGACAACCCCGAGAUGUUAAUGUCACGUUUUCCCGCUAAAUGACAACAACAACAAAAAGGAUCAGUGUAGUAGUAAAGUUUGUUAAUGUGCUGCUAGUCUGUUAAUACUGAAAGCCCGUUUUUAAAGAGGUUUGACCAGGUACAGAGUCACUAUGUGUACUGUUGUCUGAAGAUUUUUUGUGUAGAUUUGCAACCUUGAAUGAAUCGAUCGAUCAACUGAUGCCAGAGAAUUUUAUCUUUUAAACUCCCCCAAUUCCCCCCCCACCCAGCCUGCUCCUCCAGCUGCUGCUGCUGCUUUUUACGUCCCCUCGGGCCGACACCCGACAGACGAUCCCUCCCGGAAAUUCACUUUUCCUGCAGACAAAAAAGUUCAAAAGUUUUGACUGACAGCCAGCCAAAACGGAUCCCUCGGUGUACACAGGUCGUACAGGUGUCUGCAGAGUGAAACAAGUUAAAGUGCCCGUUAUGAAUGUUUGUUUACCCCUGGAGCUGCUAAAGCACUUUUUUUCUGUGUGUGUGUGUGCGUUUAUGUGUGUGUGGGUGUGUGAGGGAAACUGAUAAGACAUCACACUCUCAUCCCUUGGUAUUACCACAUACACACACACACACACACACACACACACACACUUCCACACCUUUGUAACCCUUGAAGGUGUGUGUUAUUGCCUUCCAAUCACUAUUUGCCCCCCCCCCCCCCUAUAUCUCCAUCCAAAGCCCAGCCUUAGGCCUUCUUACAGGGUCCAACACACACACACAAACACACACACACACUUAUUCCCCAUUUCGCCUUCAUUUUCUUUUCGUGUCAUGCGUUAUAAAAACCUGGCUUUAUGUUCUUUUUAUCACCGUUUGUGUUUUUUUGUCGAUUUUGCUGUGAUUUUCUUAAUAUACAUCUCUGUACUUUUUUUUUUUGUUUUUGUUUGCAUGUUUCUGUCAUUUUUUUCCCCUUGCUUCCCCUCUCUGAACAAUUGUCCACGCCUCUUAAGCAAUACUGCUGAAAGGCACUGGGAGCUAGCUGCUAGAGAGAGAGAGAGGAUUGGGAGAGAGAGCAAAAGAGAGAAUGAGAAAGAGAGAGAGAGAGAGAGAGGUGGACUGGAGGCUGGUUCUUCGUCUGCUGUUCCUUCAGUAUCGUUAUCGUCCUGUUACAGACACACACACGAAAGAAAGAAAGAAAAAAAAAAAGAUUAUUUUGAAAAUAGAAAAAUCAUCUAAGUUUUGUAAAUGAUCCUUCACUGUCGAGGGGAGAAAAAGCUAUCAGAAUAUACUUUGUACACAUGUCUAAUCUUGUAAAAAAUGCAAAAGAAUACAUUUUAGAAAUAAAUCUGAAACCAGAUAUAUUCUGUCGCUC